Messenger RNA from Chaetomium strumarium, 2027 nucleotides. Its product is annotated as UAA transporter family-domain-containing protein. Gene Ontology annotation, biological process: UDP-galactose transmembrane transport. The transcript has 3 exons. Gene Ontology annotation, cellular component: endoplasmic reticulum membrane; Golgi membrane. Lineage: Eukaryota; Fungi; Ascomycota; Sordariomycetes; Sordariales; Chaetomiaceae. Bases 272 to 1540 code for a protein of 422 amino acids. Gene Ontology annotation, molecular function: UDP-galactose transmembrane transporter activity; UDP-glucose transmembrane transporter activity. The record is from RefSeq and is a predicted model, not a curated record.
CCGAAAAGCCAGCCUGGCCGAAUGCCGGGUUCCUGAACAUCAAUCGGGCGGGCUGGAGAUUGUCACCUACUUAUAUACUUCGUACAUUACCACCACCCUCGUUUGGUUUCGCUUUGCGACCCUUGACUCUUUCCUCUUGUGCGACCCAGUUUUCUUCCAGCCGCCGUCCUUUUGUAUCUACCAGCUGCCUUGCUCCAAUAUCACAUUCCCUGGCCGAGUCGUCAAGGUUCUCGCGCAUCUCGACAGCGACCGUAAUACCGAGUCGCCCCCCAUGGCUCGCACAAAGCAGGCCACGCCUCUCCGGCGUGAGCCGUCCUCCGAGUAUGCCAGCAAACACGAUCGGGGUGCGCGAAGCGUGGAACCAGUUGCAACAAAUGGAAUCGCAGAAUCGCCCACCGAGAAGACCAAUGGCCAGGUAUCCCGAGACAGGGCCCUAGUCGCGAAGAGGGACGCCGGCAUUGUUACCCUCGUUAUCGACGUUGCCGGCAUCUACGCUUCCUUCCUAACAUGGGCCUACCUCCAAGAGAAGCUCACCACGACCGCCUACGGCCCGCCGUCCUCCCCGGAGCGCUUCAAGUUCCCCGUCUUCCUCCUCACGAUCCAAUCGCUCUUCGCCUUCGCCGGCGGCAAGCUCUUCUCCAUCCUGACCACCUCGCGGGGCCAGCGCGUGCCGGCCAUGAUCCCGAGCCGACAGAUCCUGGCGCCGCUUAUGCUGGUGGCGUUCACCAACGCGCUCGCCGCCCCCUUCGGCUACGCCGCGCUGGCCCACAUCGACUACAUCACCUACAUCCUCGCCAAGAGCUGUAAGCUGCUGCCCGUCAUGUUCCUGCACAUCACCGUCUUCCGCAAGCGCUACCCGCUGUACAAGUACCUGGUCGUCGCGGCCGUCACGUGCGGCGUCGCCGUGUUCACGCUGCACUCGGGCAGCCGGAAGCAUGGGGCUAGCAGCAGCAGAUCGCAUUCGGGCCAGACCGCAUGGGGGCUGUUGUUGCUGGGGAUCAACCUGCUGUUUGAUGGCCUGACCAACUCGACGCAGGACUAUAUCUUUGGGACGUUCAAGGGCUAUUCUGGACCGCAGAUGAUGGCGGCGAACAACCUACUGGGCUCGCUGAUCACCGGCGGGUAUUUGCUGCUUAGUCCCUGGCUCGUACAUACUCCGGUUGGGGAGUGGUUCGGCAUGGAUGUUGGCAAUGGUGGCGGUGGUGAGUUGAAGGCUGCGUUGGCGUUCCUGGCGAGACACCCGGCUGUGUGGAGGGACGUGUUGGGUUUUGCGCUGUGCGGCUGCGUCGGUCAGGUGUUUAUCUUCCAUACGCUGUCAACCUUCUCGUCCGUGCUGCUCGUCACCGUGACCGUCACGCGCAAGAUGUUCACCAUGAUCCUCAGCGUCGUGGCCUUCGGCCACCGCCUCUCCCAGAUGCAGUGGCUCGGCGUGGCAUUGGUGUUUGGUGGCAUCGGGGUCGAGGCGCAGAUUGCCCGGCGCGAGAAGCUGGCCAAGGAAGCUGCGAAACGGGAUGCCGCGGCCGCAGCAAAGGCGCAAUAAUACGUACUAACCGAUGCCGUGCUGUGGUCCGGGCUGGGACGGAGAUAUAUACCUAGUAUGGGGGCGCUUGUAGAUAUACGGUACUAGAGAGCUAUCUAGAUACCUACUCGGUUCUGGUAUAUUGCAUUCCUGCUUUGCCUUUGCCUGGUAUCUUAUUCGGGUGAUGGAUACACUGGAAGCUUCUUACAUGAGCCACCUACUCUUAUCCAAACAGCACCUUGGUGGGGAGUAAGCUCCGAUGGUAGCGGAGACAGAGGAGAAGGUUGGUCUGCGACUCAUGGUCUCGAUGGUAAGGGAGAGCAGAACCCAAGCAACGCUGACAAGAAGAAUGGGAUAGCAGCAGUUGAUUGCGUGGCGGUGAAGAGAUAUUAUGAUCCCGAAGUUGCGAGGUUUCUGUCACCCCGGACCCAAAAACUAGGUAGGACUGCAGGAUAUAAGGGACCAGGGCAGGUUGGCAACGAUCUGUCCGACCGUUUCUUCACGCACG